Molecule: messenger RNA, 2163 nt
Organism: Setaria italica (foxtail millet)
Lineage: Eukaryota; Viridiplantae; Streptophyta; Magnoliopsida; Poales; Poaceae
Product: probable WRKY transcription factor 4
Exons: 4
Coding region: 555-1769 (404 amino acids)
Biological process (GO): regulation of DNA-templated transcription
Molecular function (GO): sequence-specific DNA binding; DNA-binding transcription factor activity
Source: RefSeq, a predicted model, not a curated record
UAUCCAGUCGUGCUUGGGUUUUUGGCUGGUGCGUUAUGAGGAGUACUAGUAGUACUUAAUUAAAUUCGCAGGGAAUAUGCUACUCCUAUUACUGCUUCCUAAUAGUGUUACGGAUUCGGGAGGGUAUUACGUAUUCGUGAGGGUAAUACAGUGUGACGGUGCCUGCCUUGGACCCGCACCGGAAGAUCUGCGUGCAGCGUGGAAAGGUCAAAGCACGAUCGCUGGCCUGUUCGCUUCACCUUGUUCAGCUGGCUUAUCAGCCAUCGAACAAUAUUUUUCUCUCACAACAAAUCAGUCGUUUCAGCUUUUCAGCCAGCUUAUAAGUUCAGCUGAACAGGCCCUCGUGCCAUCUCGUGGUCCUGUCGAGUACUUUGGAUUGCUGUAGGCUGCUGUACCAGAUGUGAGGCUUGUUGUCAAGGGUCGCCCUGGACUUUAGCAAUUUGUUUGUUGGGAUUAUGCUGAGAUACUUCUGUUGCUGAUGGUGUUAAUGUUGGGGGAAAAGUCCUGUUCUUUCCUCACGUGCAGCAUCAGUUACUCUGAUUAACAUUAAAAUUAUGACGUCUCAUUCAGGUGCACUUUGGGAAACAGGACUCCAUACUUUUUCUUCAUUAGUUUGCAGUGAUGAGGCUAGAAUGGGGAGUUUUGAGAUGUCCCAUCAGCAAGCCUUGGCACAAGUAACAGCACAAGCAGUCCACUCUCAGUACAAUAUGAUCAAUAACUCAGAUUACUCGAUCCCUUUUUCAUCGACAACAAAACCAGCUGCCAAUGUGAAAUUACAGCAUGUCAACCCUGCCAAUGUGACAUCAACGCAGGAGAUAUCAACUCUGCCGUCACAUACUGGUAACAACAACAUUGAACCUAAUGAGGUUUCACAAGGACUCCAGAAUUCUGCACCCACUUUUGAUAAACCUGCUGACGAUGGAUACAACUGGCGGAAGUAUGGCCAGAAGGCGGUUAAGGGUGGGGAGUAUCCAAGGAGUUACUACAAAUGUACCCAUGCGAGUUGUCCAGUUAAGAAAAAAGUGGAGCGCUCAGGAGAAGGACACAUCACUCAAAUAAUUUAUAGAGGUCAGCACAACCACCAGCGUCCACCGAAAAGGAGGUCCAAAGAUGGUGGUGGUCUACUAAAUGAAGCAGAUGAUUUCCAUGAGAAUGAAGAUGCUUCAACUAGAUCAGAACCAGGCUCUCAAGAUCACUCUGGAAAACAUGGGGGGUCAAAUGAUGGCUUAGCAGGGCCUUCAGUGUCAAGGAGGAGAGAAGGAGAUGAACAAUUGUCGGGCUCAAGUGAUAGUGAGGAAGAGGCAGAUGAUGAACAGAGGGUAGGUAAUGGAGAUGCUGGUCGUGCAAAUGCAAACAGAAGACAUGUGCCGACUCCAGCUCGAAGGAUAAUUGUGCAAACAACUAGUGAGGUUGAUCUUUUAGAUGAUGGUUACCGAUGGCGCAAGUAUGGACAGAAAGUAGUAAAAGGGAAUCCACACCCGAGGAGUUACUACAAAUGCACGUACCAAGGGUGUGACGUGAAGAAGCAUAUCGAAAGGUCAUCACAAGACCCAAAGGCUGUUAUAACGACAUACGAAGGGAAGCACAGCCAUGAUGUGCCAGCAGCCAGGAACAGCAGCCAUGCUGCUGCUGCUGCUGCUAACGCUAACGCGUCAUCCUCCAGCAGCUUACCACACAAGGGCCAGAAUUCAGCAUCCAGUAGUCGCAAAAGAGCAGACAUGUCAUCGGCUUCUUCUAUGCUACUAAAAGAGGAAAAUGAAAUAACAUAGAGUUUUGUAGUUUCUAGCAGCCUGAAUUAUUCUGUUCUCUCCGUUCACUUCCCAGGUGUGCUGCCUCACGCACUGUGCUGGAGCGAAUUGGCAUUGUAAGUCCUCCAUGGUUUUAGCGAAGAGCGAGAUCCUUUUGUUUAUGCACUUCCAAGAGCUUGCACUUCCUGUUUUGCAGCACUGUGUUAUGUUGUUAUCCCAUUGGUUGUAAAUGCCAUUAGUCUUACCCAUGGAGAACUAUAGUAGAUGACAGCUUUCACGAGCCAAUUGUAUAUUCUCGAUUUGGAACUUUUAAAGUCUUAACUGAGAUGAUUUGUAGAUACACGACUCUAUCCUGGCCCCUGUAAGUGUUAUUUCGACAGGAUAUAUAAAGUUAUAGUUGCUGAUGAUUGGUUGA